This is a messenger RNA of Cheilinus undulatus (humphead wrasse), 2780 nucleotides long. It is a transcript of the gene bsk146, whose product is annotated as brain specific kinase 146. Gene Ontology annotation, biological process: peptidyl-threonine phosphorylation; peptidyl-serine phosphorylation. The transcript is spliced from 5 exons. The coding region runs from base 249 to 1592 and encodes 447 amino acids. NCBI's taxonomy places the organism in Eukaryota, Metazoa, Chordata, Actinopteri, Labriformes, Labridae. Gene Ontology annotation, molecular function: protein serine/threonine kinase activity; ATP binding. The record is from RefSeq and is a predicted model, not a curated record.
GCAGGAUGCUCGGCUCCACAUCCAGCGGAGGCUCUCUGCUCUGUCACAGCCGGCCCCCCUCGCCCCUGUCCAAGCCUUAGUAUGCGCUCAGACUCCGCGGUGAGCUUACUGCAGCCCCGGAUCCAAGGGCGGACUCCGCGGACCACCCCGUGGCCUCUCAGUGACGGGUCUUAGCUGCCGCUGCUGCUCCUCUCGCCUAUCUGCGCCCACUUUCUUCCCCCAGUCCAUCCCCUGAAACUGUCUCCACAAUGAGUUCCUCUCCGCUGGUGUCUCGAGCCAACAUGGACAUCCUGGACGAGCUGCAGCUGAUCGCAGCCCAGAACCUGGAGAGACUGGAGGUCAACAAGUACUACGAGGUGAUCCGAGAGCUGGGCAAGGGCACGUACGGCAAGGUGGACCUGGUCAUCCACAAGAUCCGAGGUACAAAAAUGGCGCUGAAGUUCCUGAAGAAGAAGACGACCAAGCUGAAGUCGUUCCUGCGGGAGUACAGCAUCUCGCUCUACCUGUCGCCCUGCCCGUUCAUCAUCAACAUGUUCGGCAUCGCCUUCGAGACCGACGAGUACUACGUGUUCGCACAGGAGUACGCUCUGGCAGGAGACCUCUUCGACAUCAUUCCUCCACAGGUGGGUCUUCCUGAGGCGGUGGCGAAGCGCUGUGUUCACCAGGUCGCCAUCGCUCUGGAUUACCUUCACUGUAAGAAGCUCGUCCACAGAGACAUCAAGCCUGAAAACAUCCUCAUCUUCGACCGCGAGUGUCGCAAGGUCAAACUGUCGGACUUUGGCAUGACCCGGCGAGCCGGAUCGCCUGUCAAGAGAGUGAGCGGCACCAUCCCCUACACGGCCCCGGAGCUCUGUGACGUUUCUCGCCACGAAGGAUUCUGCGUGGACUACAGCACGGAUGUCUGGGCCUUUGGCGUGCUGCUCUUCUGCAUGCUGACCGGAAACUUCCCCUGGGAAAAGGCUCUGCCGUCUGACUCGUUCUACCAGGAGUUCAUCCGCUGGCAGAGGAGGCGGACCAACACGGUGCCGUCACAGUGGAGGCGCUUCACCGAGCAGGCGCUACGCAUGUUCCGUCGGCUGCUGUCGGUGGAGCAGGACCGCCGCUGCUCCGUCAAAGAGGUGUUCGGAUACUUCAGCCACUCCUGGAUGCUGGAUGCCGAGAACAACAACAACCACGGCAACAGCAACAACCACGGCAACAGCAACACCAACACUAACAGCAACAGCGGCGGCGUAGGGGAAAGGGUCGGCGGGGGAGGCGGCGGAGGACGGGGGGAGGUGAAUGGUACUAUCUCAUCGUCGUCGUCUGGUGAGGAGGACGAGGAGCUCCUGGUGGAGAGGAUGAAGCAGCAGACUUUAUCUCCUCUCUCGCCACUCUCGCCGCUCUCCCCCAUGUCUCCGGUGGGGGUGGAGCGUGGUAGCGGAGGUGGGGCUAAAGGCGGGAUGAUGGAGCCCAGCAACGGGCACCAUUUUGUGUCCGUUUCCACCAACAGCUCCGUAUCGUCCACCAACAGCUACGACCGAAUGCCGAGAGAGAACGGUUCGCCGGGCGGCCGCAUGCUGGUGGCCACACCCAUCGAAAUCUGCGUGUGAACAUUCAGUCGCCACAAACUCACCUGUACACACUUUUAUACCUCUAAAACCACAGAGAUGUGCAUGCACGAGCAGAAGGAGAAGACUGGACAGGAAGAGCACACGUAGGACCAGAAGAGACGCCCCCAUUAGAGAUCCUCUCGCACCCUGAAGGAGACCAAAACCUUUUUCUUAAAGCAAUACUUCAGCAAAAAAGAAACGGACGUCAGCGACGUUAGCAUGUUAGCGGUGUGGUCUCUUUAGGAUAGCGCUCUGACAGAGGGACGAUGAAGAAGAUUUGUAUUUUUGCCUAAAAGACUAAAAACCAGUGAGAGGAAGGACACUGUAAGAUAAAGACGUACGAGCGGUGGUUUUCAAUGUUCCAUGUGUAACUCAAGUGUGAGCGUGUUUGUAUGAAUCCACCAGAAGAGGCGUGGAUUCAUUUGAUUUUGAAUUUUCUUAUUUAUUUAAAUCUAAAAAGACUCCACUCUAUUUUUUCUAUUGUUUUUUUGUAAAGCGGUUUUCUUUGUUUUCGGUUCCACUUCUCAUCGUCUUCGGUCAGACGUUCGGUCGGCUUCUCUGCGUGUUAAUGAGGAUCAUGAAGGAAGAUUCAGGCUGAAUAUACGAUGUUGAAAAAGUCAGCAUGGACUGAGAGAAAGCUCGCCAUGGCUGUGUCUGAAACCACAAACUUACACCCUAAACGUGGAGCGAACCAGUCGUAUGUCACAUGGUUCUCCAGUAAGGGCUGGAAUGGGUCAAGAAUAUCCAUUUAGGGGCCAACACAUGCAUGAAAUCCUGCACAAAAUAAGUUAAUGUAUUUGGUUCAAUUACCUUUAUUUACUAUUUUAAUGAGUCAUAGUAAUUAAAAGCUGAAAUUAUAAAUAUUUUAAGAACUGCAUGUGCAUAUGGUGGUCAAAAUAGUAUAAAUAAAGUUAACUUAAGCAUUGUCACAUUAUUUUACUCUUAUAUCCUGACAAAUUCAGUUUUUUUCUUAUUAUAACAGGGGUCUAUACCAGGGCUAUUCAAUUACAAAUUCAAACUCUAAAUUUUAACUCCUUAAAGCCUGUUUUAUCAUAUUUGAUAUGUACUUUUAUGAUACCUCUAUCUAAUCAAUUUGAUCAGUAAACUACUAUAAAGAAAUUCUGAAUACAAACUGAUAAAUGAUAAAAAUGCCCUCAAGUGGAUUAUCAGUUAUCAAAAACACCUAAU